Molecule: messenger RNA, 1948 nt
Organism: Moneuplotes crassus
Lineage: Eukaryota; Ciliophora; Spirotrichea; Euplotida; Euplotidae
Source: the annotation of a GenBank genome assembly
UUUUAUAAAAUUUCAAUUAAUUCCAAGAAAGCCAAACUUAAAUUAUGGAAGAUCAAACAAGCAUGGCUACCAAAGAGAGUAGCCUCAACAGCAGAAUCAAGCUGAACUCCUAUAGCAUCAACACCAGAAAUCUCGACCAUACCUCCACUAAGGACUCUGGGUGGACUUCAAAGUGGACUGGAAUGAGCCAGAAACAGGACAAAAGUUUAUGCCAAGAUUACAGCUUCCUUAAUAAAAGAAGGCAAGUUAAAAGGAAAGGGAGAUUUUACAGAAAUAUAAAAGCAAGAAAGAUCAAUUUUCCCCAAAGUAGCUUUGGGAAGCUUUAUAGUUCUAAAAGUGCAGUUAAACCUCGAAGAAGAUGUAAGGUUAGCCAUAAUGCUCUCUUUUGCUUCUCUCCUAUCGAGAAAGAGAUAACCAGUGAUCCAAGAAGAAUGAAUCGUUCACCAGAUUUGAAAAAUACUCAACUGAUUAACACGAAAACACCAAUUGAGAAAAAUUCUCAGUUAUCAAAAUGCCCAAAACAUUCAGGGAGAGCAACCAGAUUUUCGACUAAAAUAUUAUACGAUUGGAGCAAAACAUCUCCUUUAAUAGAGCAAUCUAAAACAAUGCUUGAUCAAUGCAAAGGAAUGUUAUCAAAUUUGGAAGAAAGAUACCUAUCAAACCAAAAUCUCAGGGAUAGUAGGUCUAAAAAGGUGAUUUCUCCACUCCAAGAUUACAAAGCCAAGAGAUCGAAACUAGUAGCAAGAAGGAGCUCCUACAUAGAGUCUAACUACCGGUACAGAUUUAUCCCAAAAGCUCUUCAAGCAGAUAAAGACUACAAAAGUUUUUGUGAGGAUGUCUACAAAGAAGAGCUCCAGAAACAGAACAGAAAUCCCUUCCAAAUCUGCCAGCUCAGGGAUAGCCAAAGAACCAAAAGAGAUUACUCAGUGCUUAAAUAAAUGGCUCAGAAAGCUCGGGUUCUUUGAUAGAUACCCUGAACUCAUCAUGGAUAGAGUCUGAGAGUGCCUCACUGCUAAAGAAUAUUCCAAAGACGAGGUUGUCAUUAACAAAGGCGAUGAAAGCACAUUCAUGAUCAUCCUAUUCACUGGUAAAAUUGGCAUAUAUUUGUAUCCUUUGAGAGAACUCAGAAAGAUUGGAGUCGAAGAUAACUGAAUUGCUUGCAUUGGAGACCCAUCUGUCUUAGGUGAUAGAGGUUUGCUUAACAAAGAACCCAGAACAGCUACUUGCCUUGCUCAACAAGAUGUGAAAGCUUUGUAUAUGUCAAGGCAUAAUUAUGUUAACAUUGUUGAGAGCUUUCACAAGACCCAACUGAAAAUGAACUUGGAUUACUCGAAGUCUUUGGAAAUAAUGAAGGACAUGGAUAUCGAAAGACUGACACCCCUCACUCAUAAUUACAAUAACUCAGUAUAUUCCAAAGGAAAUGUGAUAGUUGACUUCAAUGCUACACCAAUGCAGUUAUUCAUCCUUAAAGAAGGAAGACUAAAAGUGGAGAAAUAACUUGACAAUAAAACAGACCAAUCUUUGGCCCUCAGGGGUACAAAAAUGGACGAUGCAUGUAAAUAAAUAAACAAGUCAUAAAACAAAUUGAGUCUAUUGAAAAAUAACCAGGUAUUUGGUCUCUAUGAGCUCCUGGCGAAAGAACCAAUACAUUGACGAAUUUCUGUGGAGUCUGAAAAAGCUCAUAUUAUAUCAAUCAAUAGCAGUGAUCUCAAGCAAGCCUUUAAUAAGGACGCAUUAUACUCUAUGCUUGAGUAUAAAUCAUGAAUAAAGUUCCCCAAGGACUCUGAAGUCAUAUCAGAGGUUAUCAGAGAAGUCAAAGAGCAAAAACUCCAAUCCAAAAUCCUAGCCUCCUACAAAAACCAUAGACGAAUAUCCCACAGUCAGCAUCGGUUCAGUCAACUCUAACCACCCUUCCCACACAAAAUCCCCUAACAAAAGUUCCAAUAUU